Messenger RNA from Pocillopora verrucosa, 618 nucleotides. NCBI's taxonomy places the organism in Eukaryota, Metazoa, Cnidaria, Anthozoa, Scleractinia, Pocilloporidae. The record is from RefSeq and is a predicted model, not a curated record.
UUGUUCACUUUUUUGAUGUCAACAGUACCUUCUAGGGAGAAAAAUAAGACUUGUUUGCCGUCAUCAUUUACACAGUUCAGUUCUUGUAAGAUCAUAAUAGAUUGCACAGACAUUGAAGUUGCAACCCCUGGCCUAAUGAGUCAUCAAAGUGCAACUUAUUCUUCAUACAGAGGUAUAAAUUCAUUUAAAGUACUCGUGGGUGUGGCACCUAAUGGGGUCAUAACAUAUGUUUCUAACCUUUACCCUGGAUCAACUUCAGAUAAGGCUAUAGUGGAAAUGUCUGGUUUUUUGAAACACCUUUAUCCAGGAGAUCUUGUUCUUGCUGACAAGGGCUUUCUAAUCCAAGAUAUAGUUCCGAGUGGUGUGUCUGUAAAUAUUCCCCCAUUCUUAAACAAUGGUAAAUUUACUGAAAAUGAAAUAAAAGUAACUAAGUCGAUUGCCAAAUGCAGAAUCCAUGUAGAGAGGGCUAACGCCAGGUUAAAGGAUUUUAAGAUUUUAAGUUUUAUUCCCUCUUACCUAAGAUGCUAUUCUCAAAAAAAAAAUCAGCUUUGUGCUGCUCUUGUUAAUUUGCAGUUUACGUUAAUCAAGGAAGGUUGUACAAAUGUAUUUUUUGAGUAG